GAACAAAUUGACAUCAUGGUGAACAACAAAAAAUUGGACUGGGAAAGGAAGAUGCGGGCUUUAGAGACUCGAUUAGAUCUUCGGGAUCAAGAAUUGGCAAAUGCACAAACUUGUUUGGAUCAGAAAGGUCAAGAGGUGGGGUUACUUCGCCAGAAAUUGGACAGUCUGGAAAAAUGUAACUUAGCAAUGACUCAGAAUUAUGAAGGACAACUUCAGACACUAAAAGCUCAAUUUUCCAAACUGACAAAUAGUUUUGAAAAGCUGAGAUUACACCAGAUGAAACAAAACAAAGUUCGACGAAAAGAAUUACCCAACCCCAAAGAAGAAAUCCCAUUUGAACUGAGCAAUUUGAAUGAGAAACUAGAGGAAUUUAGAGCAAAGUCAAGAGAAUGGGACAAGCAAGAAAUACUGUAUCAGACACAUCUGGUUUCUUUAGAUGCUCAGCAAAAAUUAUUAUCUGAGAAGUGUAAUCAAUUUCAGGUACAUUAUCUAACAAUAUUUCUAAAUAAGAAGAAAUUAAAGGUUGAAUAUUAUUGUGAAACCAGUGAAAGAGAUGAGUUCAUUAUUGAAAAAUUAAAAUCGGCUGUGAGUGAAAUAGCAUUAAGCAGAAAUAAGCUACAAGAUGAAAAUCAGAAGCUCUUACAAGAACUGAAAAUGUACCAAAGACAGUGCCAGUUGGAAUUCCAUAUUACUUGCCACCUUUUAAAUUUUUUCAUUAAGACCAAUUGCGCUCACUUAAAGAUACUUGAAUCAUCUUAUUCACCUUGUAUUAAAGAACCAGAAAGGAAAAGGAAAGAACUGUUUUCAGUGGCUCCAGAUCAACCAAAUCAUGGAAAGGAAUUGAACAAGAUAAGAAGCCAGCUCUAUCAGGAGGAAGAGUACCAGAGCUCUGAGCAGGAAAGAAUGAGGAAUGAAAUCUCUGACCUAACAGCAGAGCUUCAUCAGAAGGAGAUCACUAUAGCAACUAUCAUGAAGAAAGCUGCCCUUCUGGAAAAAGAGCUAAAAACGGAGUUAGAAAUAAAAGAAAAAAUGCUAGCAAAACAACAGGUCUCAGAUGUGAAAUAUAAAGCUGUCAGAACGGAAAACACACAUCUGAAAGGAAUGAUGGGAGAUUUGGACCCUGGACGGUACAUGAGUAUGGCCCUCACUAACAAGGAACAUUCAAGGUAUACAUCUAUUAACAAACUGGAGUAUGAGAAUGAAAGACUUCGAAAUGAUCUUGCAAAACUUCAUGCCAAUAGAAAAUCAGCAUGGACUAAUCAAAAUAUGUAUGAAGAAACAGUGAGGCACGCCUGUCAAAGCCAAAUGAAAAUGAAAGAAAAUGAAGAUAGACUAAGCCAAGAUUGUGAGACAAACAGAAGCACAACACCUCCAUUGCCACCUCUGACUUCUCUCUCUCCCCCAGAUAUGUCCAUUCCAGCGUCUUUGGCUGCACAGCAUUUCCUUCUGGAGGAAGAGAAGCGAGCAAAAGAACUUGAAAAGCUUCUGAAUACGCAUAUUGAUGAGCUGCAAAGACAUACAGAAUUUACUCUUAAUAAAUACACCAAGCUUAAGCAAAAUAGACACAUAUAGCUUUUAAACUUUUUUUAUUUGCUUCCCCCACCCCAAGAAAAAAAUGCUCUGGCAAAAUAUUUACAAGGCCGAUUAAUGAAACUGAGAAAUUUGGUUGUUUUCUUGAGUAAAUCAUUUCUGUAAGGCAGCUAGAAAACAGUAUUUUGUUCGAUGAAGCUGUUUGUAUUUCUGCAUUAACACACUGAAUUGUUCUGCUGUAGAGUUACUGUAAAAUAAACAUGACAACUCCAAAACAGGUUUUUUUCCCAGUCUAAGGAGUAUUUUGGAAUUAAAUAUGCCGUUUUUUUCCCUGAAUCAUGUGUACUAAAGACCCACUUCCUCUGUAACAGCACGAAGGAGGGAAAGGGACGUGCAAUAGUCCGAAUUAAAUGAAUCAAGUACAGCUCAGUUGUACUAGAUUUGAAAACUCAAGGAUUCUUAAAGAUGAAAAAUAUUAUUUAAGUAUUUUGGGCUAUGUAAACAUUCUAAAUUUCUUUUAGAAAAAAAGAUAAUAGCUUUAUUGUUUCUACUUCACCUUUGUAAUGUCUCUUUGUUUUUAACUCAAUAAAGGACAUAGAAUGUGCUAUCUACACACUUGAAAUAUAUGCGCCAAAGAUGAAUGCUUUGCCAUGAGUACUAAUAACUGCAUGGACACAGAGGCCUAUGGUGGGGGGGGGCACGAUGCGCAGGUAGCUGUGUGGGUGCCCUGGGCGCCGCUUGAGGUUAACAUUUAUCGCCCUAGGCACUAUUUUCCAUAGAUAGGCCCGGGCAAUGGACGUGAACAGGGUAAAGAAAAUAGAAAGCAUUAUUGUUGCUACCUUCUCCUUUGUAAUCACCUCUGU
Trichechus manatus latirostris (Florida manatee) is the source of this 2393-nucleotide messenger RNA. RefSeq names its product deuterosome assembly protein 1 (gene DEUP1). Gene Ontology annotation, cellular component: centriole; deuterosome. Bases 16 to 1572 code for a protein of 518 amino acids. NCBI's taxonomy places the organism in Eukaryota, Metazoa, Chordata, Mammalia, Sirenia, Trichechidae. The transcript is spliced from 13 exons. The record is from RefSeq and is a predicted model, not a curated record. Gene Ontology annotation, biological process: centriole replication; de novo centriole assembly involved in multi-ciliated epithelial cell differentiation.